AUGCUGGCCAAGGCUGUCGCUGCUGAAUCAGGCGCCAACUUCCUGUCGUUUUCGAUGUCCGAUCUGAUGGAGAUGUGGGUGGGACAGAGCGAGAAACACAUCAAGGCCGUGUUUACGUUAGCGAGGAAAGUGGCGCCUUGUGUGAUCUUCCUGGACGAGGUCGAUAGCUUAUUCACAUCACGUGACACCCCUGGGUCGUCUGUGCGGAGAGAGGCCCUCAACGAAUUCAUGCAGGAGUGGGACGGUCUGAAGUCGCACGGUGGACGCGUAACCGUCAUGGCAGCCACCAAUCGACCGUUUGAUCUUGAUGACGCAGUGAUCAGGCGAAUGCCGCGCCGAAUCAUGGUGGACUUGCCAGACGAGUCAGGGCGUGAGAUGAUUCUGAAGCCCACGUGUUUGUUUAUUGUGGUUAACUACUCGCGUGUACAUACAGCCCAAGUGUUUGUAUAUUGUGGUUAG
Messenger RNA from Sphaeroforma arctica JP610, 459 nucleotides. RefSeq lists its product as hypothetical. The transcript is spliced from 4 exons. Gene Ontology annotation, cellular component: mitochondrial outer membrane. NCBI's taxonomy places the organism in Eukaryota, Ichthyosporea, Ichthyophonida. Bases 1 to 459 code for a protein of 152 amino acids. The record is from RefSeq and is a predicted model, not a curated record. Gene Ontology annotation, molecular function: ATP binding; ATP hydrolysis activity.